Exaiptasia diaphana is the source of this 1309-nucleotide messenger RNA. RefSeq lists its product as uncharacterized. The transcript has a single exon. Gene Ontology annotation, biological process: DNA integration. The record is from RefSeq and is a predicted model, not a curated record. Lineage: Eukaryota; Metazoa; Cnidaria; Anthozoa; Actiniaria; Aiptasiidae. Bases 380 to 1309 code for a protein of 309 amino acids. Gene Ontology annotation, molecular function: nucleic acid binding.
UGAGCUCCAUCCUGACAACCGCCACAUAACGACGUUCAGCACGCACGUUGGACUAAAACGUUACAAGCGUCUGAUGUUUGGCAUAAAUGCCGCUUCAGAAGGUUUUCAGAAUGCGAUCGAACAGAUCCUAACAGGCUUGCCGGGAUGCAGGAACAUAUCUGAUGAAAUUAUCAUAUACGGGAAAAACCAGAAAGAGCACGAACAGAACCUCCAGCAAGUACUCCAGAGACUUAAGGAACAUGACGUUCKUUUACACAAGGCCUCGGCGCCCUUCUAGUACAGAACGGAAAAGUCGUCAGCUAUGCCAGCCGUGCGCUCACUGAUGUAGAACAAAGAUACUMUCAGACAGAAAGAGAGAUGCUAGCUUUUUGUGUGGUCAAUGGAACACUUUCAUCUCUAUCUAUACGGAUCAUCAUUCAGAAUCGUCACAGACCACAAACCACUUCUUGGAAUCUUCAAGAGUCACAAACCAAUGUCAGCUCGAAUUGAGAGAUGGAGGCUGAGACUGAUGCCUUAUGACUACGAGCUUAUCUACAAACCAGGCAAUGACAACCCUGCCGACUUCAUGAGUAGACAUCCAUCGGCAAGUCCUAGUAUCGCAGAGAGCUAUGUAAACUAUAUCACAACCAACGCCGUACCUAUUGCAAUGACACUUCAAAAGAUCAAGACCGCCACUAAGACUGACCAUGAACUCCAGUCAUUGUUGAAAGCAAUCGAAACCGACAAUUGGACUGAUCCAAUCGUAAAGCAGUACGCAAACGUUAAGGACGAACUCGCAGCAUACAACGGAAUGGUACUUAGAGGGGACAGAAUCAUAAUCCCUCACCAGCUCCGAGAUAAAGCAGUCGAUCUCGCACACGUUGGUCACCGAGGAAUUGUGAAAACUAAACAGCUCAUACGUGAGAAGGUGUGGUUCCCACACAUCGACAAGAUGGUAAAAGACAAAGUCGAGAAAUGUCUGUCAUGUCAAGCUGCGACAGGACCAAGCAACCAGUCUCGCAUCGAACCGCUAAAGAUGACUCCACUUCCCCAAGGACCCUGGAAGGAGGUAGCACUUGACUUCACAGGACCUUUUCCUUCUGGCGAAUACCUUCUUGUCGUGAUAGACGAGUACAGUCGCUUCCCCGAUGUCGAGCUGAUCACCACUACAUCGSCAAGAGCGACGAUACCAAAACUCGAUGCCAUCUUCUCGAGACAAGGCAUACCAGAAAUCGUUAAGAGAGACAAUGGCCCGCCCUUCAAUGGGAAAGACUUUGCAAACUACGCAGAAUACGCAGGAUUCCAUCACCAAAAGAUCACCCCAAUCUGA